Molecule: messenger RNA, 4644 nt
Organism: Oncorhynchus kisutch (coho salmon)
Lineage: Eukaryota; Metazoa; Chordata; Actinopteri; Salmoniformes; Salmonidae
Gene: lcor
Product: ligand dependent nuclear receptor corepressor
Exons: 7
Coding region: 57-2105 (682 amino acids)
Biological process (GO): regulation of transcription by RNA polymerase II
Cellular component (GO): nucleus
Molecular function (GO): DNA binding
Source: RefSeq, a predicted model, not a curated record
GUAUGCGCACAAGCACCUAGCAGAAUGUGCGCGUCCGCGGGAGGGCCCGGUAGAAAAUGGCGAGUCUGUGCAAAAGGCAGCAAUGCACGAUCGAGAGGCGCGGCUUUCGACAGGAACUUGACUCGUGGCGACACAAACUCAUUCACUGUGUAGGGUUUGAAAGCAUUUUGGAAGGGCUGUUCGGGCCGGGACUAGUCAAAGAUAUUACCCUUUUUCAAGAUUGCGAGCCCGAGGUACUGUUGGAUUGGUCGUUUGAUGUAAAUUGUCUCUUUUGCUGCUUAAGACGAGAGAAAGUCAAGGAACACUUGGUUGGCAUCACUCCCCAGGUCUUAUCAGAGUCAGAGGACUUGAAACAGGACACGUCCAAAAUCAACCGCCUGGAGAAGCAAGCCGAAGAGUUCCUCAAUGCUGUCUUCUACAGAAAGGCAGACCUCCCAAGCUUCUCGGACCCCCACAUCCCUCUAGUGGCUCGUGAGAUAAUGCAGCGAAUGAUCCGUCAGUUCGCUGCCGAAUAUACCUCAAAAAACAGCUAUUCUCAGGACCCCCCCCAUCAGCCCCAGCCCAACGGCAUCAAGGACCAAAGCCGCCUCUUGCCGAGAGCGGCCUCUCCAGCCCCGGCCCCCCCCGCUCUGCCGGGGGCGUCCAGCCCCCCGUCCCCGGGACCGGGCCUCAGCCCCGCCUCCGCCUCUGCCUUCGCCCCGGACAGUGGGAACGGAGCCGGUAGUAACUGUAGUGGUACCGGUGCUGCUGCCUCUGCACAGAACCCCGUCCUCAGCAAGCUUCUCAUGGCCGACCAGGACUCUCCACUGGACCUCACCGUCAAGAGGCCAGACCCCACAGAGACCAAAACAGAGGAUGGAGUCCUGGACCUCUCCACCAAGAAGGCCCACGGCACCGUCCUCAAAAACUCUCACAGUUACACCCUGUUGCCCACAGUGAAGGGGCGUGCCCUGAGAGUUGAGCGCUCCUUUCGGGACGUGGAGGACGAUGACAUGCUGCCGAGAAGCUUACAGGACGGGCUGAGGGACAGCUACGUCAGUUCCGCCCCCCUCAAGCCCCCAUUGGCCCAUUCGCUUCUUAUAAAGGAGGAGCUCCUCAGCCAGAAGCACCGCCUCCUCGGCCAGCCUCCGGCUCUCUCAUUGGCUAGUCUGGAGGCGGCGGGGCUUCUCAACCACGGGAACAAAGGGAACCACGUGGAGCCCCACCCCCUCCUGGCACGGGACGGCUCUCCGUGGGGUUCCUCCAGUGGUAAAACCCACCACCACCAACUGGACAGCCUGCUGAGGCUGAAGCAGGCCAGCGCCAUCCUCUCAGACCUCCAAGACCUGCCUCUGUUCUUGGACAACCACCACCACGGGGCGUUCUCCUCCAAGAGCUCCUCCGGAGGUGGCCUCCGCCACCACCAUGGCUCCACCAAGACCCACCAUGAGGUGGUGGUGAAGAGGGAGCCGGGAGGCCACCACUCCCCGCCCGUGGACCUGAAGAUCCCCCAGGUGAGGGGCAUGGACCUGUCAUGGGACUCCCACGCCUCAGACCUGUACGGGUACGGGGCCAUGGUGUUGGGCGCCGGGGGCCACGGUGGGGUGGAGAAUGCUUUGAGCAGGAAGCUGAGGGUCAUCCUGCCCAAGCAGAACCGGCGUGCCGGUAGCCUGAGAGGCAGCCUGGGAGGUUUUCUGGAUGGGGCAGCAGACUACUGGAGCUCCGACGUGGAUCAGGGGACCUCCGGGCAACCAUACCCGACCUCCGACCCCGAGGGCGACCCCUGCUCUAAGCAGCCCAGGAAGAAGAGGGGGCGCUACCGGCAGUACAACAGCCAGAUCUUAGAAGAGGCCAUCGGCAUGGUGAUGGGCGGGAAGAUGAGCGUAUCCAAGGCCCAGAACAUGUACGGGAUCCCUCACAGCACACUGGAGUACAAGGUGAAGGAGCGACUGGGCACACUGAAGAAUCCUCCUAAGAAGAAGCUCAAAUUGACCUUGAGGAUGGGAGGACAGGAUUCCGCCGCCGAGUCAGAGACUACACCAACCGCGACGCCGCGAGAGGUUGCGCCACCGGAGGCCGCCGAUCUGAACCACGAGCAAAAAAUGAAAAUGGAAUUUGAAGAUUAACUGAGAAACAACGAUGACGACGAAUCCUCCCUUUCCUUAUAUAUGUAUAAAAACAUCUUAACAUUAAGACUAAAGUAAUUGGAAACAAAUGGAGCUUUAUUUGUGCCAAUUUACUGUUGCAGUAUCUGGGUGAGCACAAGCGCAGGGAUAUGAGGAGGAUUCUAAAACAAGCUGGAGAUUAAAACUAAACCAAUCGGCUGGUUCUGCGGUUGUCGUUUUGACACUGCACAUUUGUUUAGCUUUUAUAUCAAGCGGCGAAACAAAUGCGUCAAAAGCCACUAGUGACGUGACAGUUAUUAAUUACAGUUUGUAAAGCAUGUUGAUUAUCCCCCCCAAAACCCGAACUCCCCCUAUUCUGAACUUGAUACACUGACCCUGCAUUGCUUUUAAAUGCAGUCUGGGCUGCGGAAUAUCUCAACUUUGGGAAAAAUUUGAGGGGGUUAAAAAUUAACCCUUUUGAACAAACUAUUAUGGUCCCCCCCUCUCUCAUUUAAGUACUAGUACCAAUUGGUAAGUGAACUGUCUCCUAUGUUUUGAACCAACUCUAAAACUAGUAACGUCACAGGAAGCUCUCUCACCAGGAAGCUGAAUCAAAACCGCAUUAUUUCUAUCGCCAGGUAGCCAUUUCUCUUUAACAAACGCAAAACUUUCUUUCCUCCUUCGAUAUUCUGCUACUCUUUAAAAGUGAACGAAAGCAACAUUGGCCGUGUCCUUUUUAAGGUAAAGACACAAAAUAGUCAAUCAGGGAUGCAUGUUCGUAAGUUUUAGUAAAUAACUACUAACUUUUAGAAUAUUUUGAAUGUUUUUUUUGUUUGUUUUAUCUUCUUUUGUUUGGCUUUCUUUUGCACUACACUUUCAGUCUGGCGCUCACCGGCGCCACCCAGUGGUGACAGACCAGGUUACCUCGGCAUUGCUGUCCUAGCAUCAUGCACUUAAGGUCUGUCAUAAUCCCCGGCCAACUGCGCUCCAGGUACAAGUUACCCGUAGCCACAGAUCUAGGAUCAGUUUACCCUGCCUUAACAAUUAGGGGGGAAACCUCAAAACUGACCUGAGAUCAGCAUGUAGGGGCAAUUUUAUAUCUCUGCUGCUCUCCUGGAGAGAGCUCCUCAACCUCAACGGUGGUAGGUAAAUGUUGCCUCUAACCACUGGUCCAUAGUCAGAUGUCUUUUUUUAUCCCCUUAUUGCUAAGGUUUGGAUUGGGGCUUGGUGAUCUGAUCCUAGUUCAGUGGUUGAGCGCAACUUCUACCUCAAGCACCUGCAACAAGUGAAUCUGUUCCCAAUCCCGAUCCUAGGGAGCUGUAGCCAUCUCUGGUUUUCAUUCCAACCAACGACCUCAUGCAUAUGCGCUCAGCUAAUUAGUGGGCAGGGUUCUCCUAACACUAUGACAUCACAUGGAGUGAUAACCACAUGCAUUGUAGCUCUCCAAGACCAGGAAGUGGAAACAUUGCUGCUACAAUAUAUAUAUAUUAUCCUGUACUGAGCGAAGGUUUUACCAGCCUUACUGUCUCUAAACACUAAACAUUUCAUAAAGUUUUCUGUUUUAGAAUUCUAACUAAGUAAAAGCUUCUUAGUUGAUGAGUUUUGAAAUGGCUCCUCUCACUCCCAUGUGGUUUUAAAAUGUUCAAAGGUAGUUUCAAAGGCAGUUUAUUACGACAAUGUGCAUUUAUACUGGGGGGGGGGCAUUUAACAGUGAGAGGGGAUGUGUUCGGUUGGGAGGGAUUAGGGGAUAAUAUAAUAUAAAUUAUUAUGACACUGAACUUAAAGCCAAUCCGCAUUUCUGGAUGAUUUUGUUCCUCAUUUUUAACUCAGGGUACCUGAGACGGGAAUCUCUUGACGAAGCCAUGAUUCUAAAACACGGACGUGUUUCCUUUAUCCUGCAGGACCUAAAAGUGAAGGGCAGGACAUGACUUCUCUCACUCUGCUACUUCUGACGGGGGGCGGAGCUUACAGCCCGGCUAGGUGGGUGUGGCUUAGCAGUGCCACGCCCUGUAGACCGCGGUGAAUCAUGAAGAAGGUAACACAAACUAAAACAGUGAAGAGGGUGUGAGGAGAAGUUUGGAAAUUAAACGUCUGAAAAUAGCACCUUUUUUCUUUUUACCGCGUGAGAGAGAGGAAGAUAUUGUAGCUCUUUUCAGAGAGAUGGGGAUGGGUUUGGAUGGGAGGAAGAGAGGUGAUUAGAGGAGGGUAAGGGGUGGCCAGAAAGCAAAAAGAGAGAAAAAAAAGCUUUAGUGUCUGAAAGACUUUCAGAGAGCUGCAGCUUGGACCUAAACAUAUUCUGUUUCUUCUCUAUUACCUCCUCAGUACCCUGGUUGAUGCUUGAAUUUGUCAGAUUUCGUGUAGUGUAGUUGUCAUAUCUGGUUCCUGCCCCGCAGCCCUCCUGCCAAACCAGGCGGGAACUAUCUUAUCUGUCGUCAUGUUUUGUCAGGGGAAAGAAAAAAACCAUCCUUCUGAGAAAAUGUUUUUAGAAAAAGAUGCUCUCGUUUUUUUUGUGUGUUGGGGGCAAAAAAAAAGACAAAGGAAAAAUAAAAAUAAACAUGUU